Molecule: messenger RNA, 565 nt
Organism: Monopterus albus (swamp eel)
Lineage: Eukaryota; Metazoa; Chordata; Actinopteri; Synbranchiformes; Synbranchidae
Gene: gtf2f1
Product: general transcription factor IIF, polypeptide 1
Exons: 6
Biological process (GO): positive regulation of transcription elongation by RNA polymerase II; transcription initiation at RNA polymerase II promoter
Cellular component (GO): transcription factor TFIIF complex; nucleus
Molecular function (GO): TFIIF-class transcription factor complex binding; RNA polymerase II general transcription initiation factor activity; DNA binding
Source: RefSeq, a predicted model, not a curated record
CACACCGGUAAAUUACGAAGAUGAUUUAUUUAAUGUCUUAGUAUCAUAUAUUAUGUAGGCAACCAACCAUGGCGUCUCUGGGGAGCAGCAGUUCCUCAGUCACAGAAUACACUGUGCGAGUCCCCAAAAACCCCAGCAAGAGGUACAACAUUAUGGCUUUCAAUGCAGGAGACAGAGUCAACUGUUCAACUUGGACACAGGCUCGUAUGGAAAGAGACAUGAGUGCCCGGCGGAUAUAUGGGGAGGAAGAGGCUCCGGAAGGUGCAGCUGGGAGUGAGUUUGGCAAAAAGCAGCGUGAGGAAGCACGACGGAAGAAAUAUGGUAUUGUGACACGAGAGUUCAAAGUGGAGGACCAGCCAUGGAUUCUCAAGGUCAAUGGCAAGGCUGGCAAAAGGUUCAAAGGUCUAAAGAAGGGCGGUGUUACAGAAAAUGCAUCUUACUACAUAUUUACACAGUGUCCUGAUGGAGCGUUUGAGGCUUUCCCUGUCCACAGCUGGUACAACUUUACACCGCUGGCCAAGCACCGAACUCUCACUGCCGAGGAGGCAGAGGAGGAGUGGAGCAG